This is a messenger RNA of Chelmon rostratus (copperband butterflyfish), 3883 nucleotides long. RefSeq names its product fragile X mental retardation, autosomal homolog 1 (gene fxr1). The transcript has 18 exons. Gene Ontology annotation, molecular function: protein homodimerization activity; mRNA 3'-UTR binding; translation regulator activity. The record is from RefSeq and is a predicted model, not a curated record. Gene Ontology annotation, cellular component: dendritic spine; postsynaptic density; neuronal cell body. Lineage: Eukaryota; Metazoa; Chordata; Actinopteri; Chaetodontiformes; Chaetodontidae. Gene Ontology annotation, biological process: positive regulation of translation; regulation of modification of synaptic structure; regulation of dendrite morphogenesis. Bases 42 to 2126 code for a protein of 694 amino acids.
UAAGGAGCACCUGUCAUCCCAACAUCCUUUGCGUGUCCAAUAUGGAAGAACUGGCGGUGGAGGUCCGUGGCUCCAACGGGGCUUAUUACAAGGGCUUUGUCAAAGACGUCCACGAUGACUCUCUCAACAUUGCCUUUGAGAACAAUUGGCAGCCAGAGCGCCAGGUGCCCUUCAGUGAUGUCAGGAUGCCACCACCUGCUGACGGCAAGAAGGACAUUGGAGAGGGCGAGGAGGUGGAGAUCUUGUCCAGAGCCAAUGAUCAGGAACCUUGCGGUUGGUGGCUGGCAAAAGUGCGCAUGAUGAAGGGAGAUUUCUACGUGAUAGAGUAUGCAGCCUGCGACGCCACUUAUAAUGAGAUUGUGACCUUUGAGCGUUUGCGUCCAGUCAACCCUAACAAGGCCAUCACCAAGAACUCCUUUCACAAGUGCACUGUUCCUGUUCCUCAGGAUCUACAAGAAGCGUGCCAGAAUGAGAACGUCCAUAAGGACUUUAAGAAAGCCGUGGGAGCCUGUCGCAUCUCAUACUGCCCUGAGACCAGCCAACUAGUGAUUGUGUCCAUGAAUGAGACAACAGUGAAGCGUGUGUCUUUGCUGAGUGACAUGCACCUGCGUAGCAUCAGGACCAAGCUGCUGCUAAUGUCACGCAACCAUGAGGCCACAAAGCACCUGGAGAGCUCCAGACAGCUGGUGUCGUCCUUCCAGGAGGAGUUUAUGGUGAGACCAGAUCUGAUGGGCUUGGCAAUCGGCAGCCAUGGUAGCAACAUCCAGCAAGCACGCAAAGUUCCAGGUGUCACUGCCAUUGAGCUGGAUGAGGAGACUGGCACUUUCAGGAUUUAUGGAGAGUCUGCAGAGGCGGUCAAAAAGGCCAGGAGCUACCUGGAGUUUCUGGAGGACUCUGUCCAGGUGCCCAGGAACCUUGUUGGGAAAGUGAUUGGUAAGAAUGGUAAGGUCAUCCAGGAGAUUGUGGACAAGUCUGGCGUGGUGAGGGUCAGGAUAGAAGGAGACAAUGACACCAAGCAGCCCCGACAGGAAUUGACACAGGGAAUGGUCCCAUUCACCUUUGUCGGUACUAAGGAGAGUAUUGGCAAUGUCCAGGUCUUGUUGGAGUACCACAUCUCUUACCUCAAUGAGGUUGAGCAGCUUCGCCUGGAGAGGAUGCAGAUUGAUGAACAGCUACGUCAGAUCACCCAGGGUCACCGACCAGCUGACAGAGAGAGAGGGGAACGAGGAGGAGGAGGAUAUAACACAGACGGGAGUGCUAAUGCCUCCUCGUCCUCUUCACAUGUCACUCGCUCUUACAACAGUCGAGGGCGUGGGCGCAGAGGCCACAGCUACAGCACUGGAUAUGGCACCAACUCAGAGCAAUCCAACGCCUCUGAGACAGAUUCAGAGCGAAGGGAUGAGCUCAGUGACUGGUCCCUUGCUGGAGAGGACCAGGACAGGGAGAGGGAGAGAGGCCCACGCCCACAAAGAGACGGUCGCAGGAGGCCUGGACCUGGCCGAGGUCGAGGAGGGACUGGAGGACGAGGAAGAGGAGGAAGAGGUGGAUACCACAACAGCAGCUCUGGGCCUCGGGACCAUGAGGAUAACCAUGCCUAUGGAGCCCUGGAGACAAACACAGAGACAGACCAGACUGCUGAUACAGAUGCUAGUGAGUCCAACCUGCCUGCAAACCGCCGCAGAAGAUCUCGACGACGCAGAACAGAUGAGGACGCCACGCUGAUGGAUGGCAUGAGCGAGUCGGACAACGCCUCAUUGAGUGAAAACGGAAUAGAUGACCCUGAAGCUAAACCUCAGCGUCGUAACCGUAGUCGCCGUCGCCGCGUUCGCUUGCCUGAGGAGAGGCAGCCAGUGACCGUGGCUGACUACAUAUCCAGAGCUGAAUCUCAGAGCAGACAGACAUCCACCAAGGACACCAAGAAAAGCAAGGACGUGGGUCAGGUGGAUACUAUCGCUGAGCACAGCCCACCGUCUGCCCCGGCAACCACCAACGGCUCCAACAGCAAUGCUGCUGACAGUGAGGGCAGCAAUGCCACCAGAGCUCCCAGGUCUUCCACUGAGAGGCCCGCCAAAGUCUCCUACCAGGGGGACUCCAACCCGCAACCUGUUGUUAAUGGACUCUCCUAGUCAAGCCUGAGCAAGGGAAAUGGUUUCAAAUAUUUUCAAUUAUUUGGCUGCGCUCGAUCAAAUCUCCCUGUCUCUGGAGCAGCCUUGAAAGUUAAACAUAUAAAUGCAACAAGUACUGUUCUGUUUUUUACUUUACAAAUAUUUGAAACUUGUUCCACUGCACAGGUUUUAGAGGUCUGAACCUUUACUUCCCCUUUACACAUGUGCUCUGUCCAACUGUUCAUUUUACUACAGUUUUUGUACAAUAGUUCUUCCUGUAUGAGCUUGCCAAAGAUAGUCAAACACACAUACUUACAGACAUCUACUUAACUGUACUUUUCAGUCCACUCUUCAUUGAGAGCUCGCGAAGAGGUCGGACUGAAUGCAGUAUUUAUAAAAUGCAGACAGGGAUUCCACUCAAACCCAUACUGUGGUAUGAAUGCAGCAGUUUUUUUAUUGGUGAAAAUAAUAUCAUGGCAGGGUUUUAGAAAAAAAAAAAAAAAAGUCUGCCUUUUACCAGGUGGACUCUGAAAGAUGCUUCCACAACCUUUUUCAAGAUGUUUAGUGCAUCUGAAGUAGUUUGUAAAUUAAAUAUUCUGCAUGAGCAGUACCACAGUGCAGAUAGGUUUGUUGGAAACCCAAGUAUAUUUGACAUACAUGUGAUCAGCUGUUGUGCCUUGAGAGUAGAUUCAACAUGUUGUUGCCUGGCUCUGCACACCGUCUGAAAUCUUUUCACUUAUUUCUGUGUUACUUGGUGAUCAUCGCCUGCCACAGGUGAACCAGAUGAGUUGUCUCCUUGGUCUGUAUGUACCCUUAUGGCACUGUAGGCUGGUGGAUGCAAACACUUUAAGACCAUGAAAGGAUUUCAGAGGCAUAUCUUUUGAAAAUCAGGUGUGCUAAUUCUUAAUGUUUGUGGGGAAAGUGAGUCCAGUUAUCCUUUAUAUAUAUAUCUGUUGGGGAGUUUGACAUUAGCUGCUUUCUGUUUUUCAAUAUGCAACCACUUCAGUCAUAGAAGAAAUGUUAAUACAGCGUGUCUGGAAAAGAAACAAACAAUAGAAGAAGUUGUUUUCUUUGCACUGAAACGUUUUCUGUUAAAAAGUUGAUUGUAGUUGAGUCUGGAAACUGGCCUGUUACUGUUAAUUGCUGGACAGAGAUGUAGCCAUCAGUGCUGGGUUUCCUGGAAACAUCUCAUUGCUAAACAUUGGGCACUUUAAUCAAAUAUGACAAGGGGGAUCCUGAGUACUGUUUCCUCGCAGAAAUCCUAUUACAUCAAAAGACUCGAAGCAUGUUUGCUGUACCUACAGCUACUAUCCCCUUUUACAUGCCCACUAUUGCAAAAAUCCUGUUUGAGCAGUAAGGACCAGACAACCCUGGUGUUGCGAUGUUUCUGGAAAACCAAGCCCAGGUGACAAUGAUGUCAUUUUCAUGGUUCUUCCACAGACUGGCUGGCUGGAAACUGGUCAUGACUGUUCCAUUAAGGAAGGAGAUUUAUUUGGUUUAUUUAUUUAAAAAAAUGUACAGUAUUUAAAAAAAAAACAAAAAACAAGAGAAUUUUUUUUUCUUGACACUAAAACAUGCGUUACCUUGCGUUUUCUUUUAGGACAAAUGACAAUUUGGACUACUGACAGUUGUGACAUCCCAAGCGUUUCUGUUGGGUCAACUACAGUAUGUGUUUUUUUUUCUUUUUUUUUUUAAAGAUCGCUCUGGUUGGUUGAUGUGCAAUAUGUUUUGUAUGCAGGUAGUUCUUAAAUAAACUUGAUCUUCCAUGUAGAUCUAAA